AUGCCGACCGAAGCUGGAGGGAACAGAAACAACAUCUUUGGAUCAUCUUCUGCUGCAUCUGGCUCCUCAACGAUGGCACCUGUUUCGACCUCAAGGGUCAUGGCUCAAGCUGACAAGCCCGAAAAUUUUAAGGGCUUGGAUUUCAAACGUUGGCAACAAAAGAUGUUGUUUUACCUAACUAUGUUGGGUGUUGUUAACUUCCUCAAGGAGGAUGCUCCAACUGUACCUGAGGAGGAGACGGACUUUAAUGUCCGGGCUGCCUAUGAUGGUUGGCAUCAAGGAGAUUUCUUGUGCAAGAACUAUAUCUUGAACGGCUUGGGGGAUAGUCUCUAUUCCAUCUUUGCCGGGGCUAAGACCUCCAAAGCUUUGUGGGAGGCUCUUGACAAGAAGUAUCACGUCGAGGACGUCGGUACAAAGAAAUUUGUAGUCGCAAAAUUUUCGGACUACAUGAUGGUGGACUCUCGCUCUGUGGUAGAGCAAGCUGAAGAAUUGCAAAUCAUUAUCCAUGAUGUCCACGCUGAAGGGAUGGCCUUGCCAGACCAGUUUGUUGUUGCUUCAAUGAUCGAGAAGCUUCCUCUGUGCUAG
Messenger RNA from Salvia hispanica, 585 nucleotides. The record is from RefSeq and is a predicted model, not a curated record. NCBI's taxonomy places the organism in Eukaryota, Viridiplantae, Streptophyta, Magnoliopsida, Lamiales, Lamiaceae.